GUCGAACAUGACCGUGGUGGCACCACCCGACCCCGCCGUCGUGUUCAAGCUAUGACGGUCGUUGUCCUCGUGUCGAACACGACCGCAGGUCGUGUUCAAUACGAUGACGGUCGAGCGCGGGCAUGUACACUAUGUGUUGAGCACGACCCCGUCGUCGUGUUCAACACGAUGACGGUCGUUGUCAUCGUGUCGAACACGACCGAGGUGGCACCCCCCGACCCCGCCGUCGAGUUCAAUGGGAUGACGGUCGCUCUCGUAGUGUUGAAAUCGACUGCGUUGAAUCGCCGCCGUGCCGGUGGUAAUGUUCAACAGGCGACGGUGGACCGCGGACAUGUUCACCAUGGAAGCACCAUCGCGUUCAACAAGCAGGCGGUCGCUCAUCGUAAUCUUCAACACGACGGCGGCAGAUGGUUGUGGCUGAAUACAUUUUUGAAAAAGAGGGCGACUUUGUCAAAAGGUUACAUUAUGCCGGAGCAUGGUGGCACUGGACUCAGACGCACAUCUGCAACAUAUGCGACGAUGUUCGGCAAACUAAGCUCCUUUGUGCGUGACAAUGAAGAUUCUAUGCCCAAUGACAUGAGGAUCAAAGAUGGAGAAUCACGAGUGGUUUUGAGAUUGCUUGCUUGCUAUAACAAGGUUGACAUUUAUAAGUUAUUGAAGUCACAGUUUGACAAUCUGGGUGUCCCUUCUGUUUCUCUCCAAGUUUUCUAUAACAUGUGGAGAACACACUUCUGGCAUGUGAAAUUUCAUGAAGUUGAUCAAAACUUUGCGAAAUGCGAGAAGUUCGUUGAGUUCAAAGAAUCUAUCCAUUUUGCGAAGUUCGUACGUGUGCGUGAUUAUUUCGUUUCGGAACGCGACAAACACUUGGACUUGCAGCUUCAACACCGUGUUGCUUAUGAGACCGAGAUCACGAACAGGACUCUCGGAGAUAUCCUCCGAAAGAUUAUUCGUGACGACCAGCAGUGGGAUCUUCAUCUUGCCCACGAGGAGAUAACCUACAACCACGCCGUCUCGCCAGCCACGGGGAUGUCGCCUUACUAUUGCGACCUCGGCUAUCACCCUCGUGUUCCCGCGGACUUUCUUCGACCGUCACAGAUGCACCCCGACACGAGUUGUCCCUUGCUAGAUGAUUGGGUUGCACACAUGACGUCGAUCAUGAAGACUGCACAUGAGCACAUAGCCGCUUCCCAGACUCGCAUGGCAGCACGUGCGAACCGAUCGAGGAUGGAUCAUCCAUUCAAAGUCGGUGAUGACGUGCUUAUCGAUGCCCUCCACUUACAGCUCGAAGGGGACACGCUUCACAAGUUUCGGCGUCUCUUCUUUGGCCCAUGCCGCAUCCUCCAGGCCGUCGGUUCUGAUACGGCUUCUAGCCCGGUCAGCUUUCGUGUGAAGCUGCCCGACUACCUACGCCGGGCUCGUGUGCACGAUGUCUACCACGUCUCGUUACUGCAUCCUUACCGCCGACCGUCUGAGCAUUUUGCUGGACGACCAUACGAGCGCCCUCCACCCAUCAUGGUGGACGGUCACGAGGAGUUCCUCGUUUCAGACAUCAUUGGUCGCCGAGUCACCGACGACAACCCUCCCCACGUCGAGUAUCUCGUACGUUGGAAGGGUUACCCUGAUGAGGAAGCUACAUGGGAACACCUCGAGCACUUGCAGCACACUCGCAUGUUGGUGCGUGCCUAUGACCGUGCUCGUCGUGCUGGGUUCACUGCUCCUCCUCAGCCCACGGACCCUCCUCUUCCUCCCUCGGCUGAGGAGACCGCUGAAGUCGAGCCUGGUCCAUCUGAGGCAGACCUUCAGCAGCAGCCGGAUGCUUCUGAGCGUCCACAGCGCACUCGUCGUCAUCGUGCUCGAUACGACGAUUGACUCUGACUUACCUUCCCACGUCUUUGACUUCUCAGAACUCCAUCCACAUC
Chara braunii is the source of this 1919-nucleotide messenger RNA. The record is from the annotation of a GenBank genome assembly. Lineage: Eukaryota; Viridiplantae; Streptophyta; Charophyceae; Charales; Characeae.